GGCCACAAUACUUGUGACGAAUUUCAGUACGGACGGUUGUGUAUAAUUCUCGCAUGUUUUGAAACUACAACGUAAACAUUUGUUGUAAAAUCCUGUGGUAAUUUUGUUAUAAAUUAGAGUAAAAAAUAAUAUAAACAAAACUACACAAUUUUAAGUGAAGUUAGAGUUUAUUGGUGAAAUUUAAAUACUUAUUUUUGUAUUUGUAAAUUAAUUGAGUAAUUGUCAUUUUAAAUCGAUAAUUAAAAAUGAUUGGAUCAGAAGAAACGCCUGUGAAAAUCGAAUUCAAAAAGAAGAAACGGAAUAUUCCAUUGAGGACAAGAAAAGUUUACAGUUCUGACAGCGAUGAUGAUAAAAAUUACUCCGUAAUGAGUAAAAUUGAAGAAACAAAAAUUAUACAAAAGUUGCGGGAAAAACCCAAUGGAGUUGACGUCAGAGGUUUAGCUCUUGGGGAUAGAGUUACCGGUGAUGGUGUUGGUAAUUCUUCAGAUCCAUUUAAGGUAAAAUCGGGCGGAAUGGUCAGUUUGUCCAAUUUAAAAAAUCUCAAAGCCAAGGACGAUGCGUACGAUACAGGGAUCGGUACGCAGUUCAACGCUGAGACCAAUAAACGAGACGAAGAUGAAGAAAUGGUGAAGUAUAUUGAAGAACAAUUGACGAAGCGUAAAAAUAAUUUGAGUAAUAAUCCAGAUAAUCAAUUAGACAGCGACAAAAAUAAUUACUGCUCACCGGAAGAAGCAGCUUUGCAAGCAGUACCUGAACAUUUGAGACAAAGUUCGACUCAAAAGAGCGAAGAAAUGUUGUCUAAUCAAAUGUUAUCUGGUAUACCGGAAGUUGAUUUAGGAAUUGAAGCUAAAAUAAAAAAUAUUGAAGCUACUGAAGAUGCUAAAUUGAAAUUGCUGUGGGAAAAACAUCGGAAACAAGAUGGACCGUCGCAGUUCGUGCCUACCAAUAUGGCUGUUAAUUUUGUUCAACACAAUAGAUUUAACAUCGAUGACAGUGAUUCGAAAAAAGCCAAGCAGGAUUUAUAUAACAAAAGGAAAGCUCAAGAAGACUCGAAAAAACGGUCAAAGGACGGGGUUGAAAAAGCUACUGAUGAUUAUCAUUACGAGCGGUUCAAAAAACAAUUUAGAAGAUUUUAAUUUUAUGUAUAUAGUUUAGUUUUGUUUAAUAUUGUAUUUUAUAAGUUACUAGUUACUAGAAUAUAUAAUUUAAAAACUUUAAA
This is a messenger RNA of Microplitis mediator, 1219 nucleotides long. Its product is annotated as splicing factor C9orf78. The transcript is spliced from 7 exons. The record is from RefSeq and is a predicted model, not a curated record. Gene Ontology annotation, cellular component: spliceosomal complex. Lineage: Eukaryota; Metazoa; Arthropoda; Insecta; Hymenoptera; Braconidae. Gene Ontology annotation, biological process: mRNA splicing, via spliceosome. Bases 246 to 1136 code for a protein of 296 amino acids.